AUGCCUACCGCCUCGGAGCGUAUCAACGCAUUGAACCCCUUCUCUAAGAAGGAGUCUCAUAGCGCUGGGUCCAUCACGACAUACAAAGUCCUGACCAUCUUGUCUUGGCUUCUCGCCCUGGUCGUCACCCUGUACUACGUCACCAACGAGCCUCACGAUGGCUUCACGAUCCGGAGGAGAAUAUGGGAUCAGAACUACCUGUACCGCACCGCCUUCACUCUGAACGCGACCAUUGUUGAUAUCUACUGGAUUGUUCUUUUCAUCCUCCAGAUCGGCUACGUCGCCCAUCUCUUCUCCAGCAACACCGAUUACGUGAACGCUGCUGCCAGCGUCGGCUCUCACUUCGUCUUCCACAACCUGCUCCACUUCGCCUUCGUCAUGCUGUUCGUGCGCUCCCACUUCGUCUGGGCCGAGCUCAUCUUGAUCAUCAACUUCGCCAACCUGUCUUCGCUGUACUUCCGCCACAACACAUAUCCUCGUUUCAUCCACUGGCCCGUCGUGUCUGCUCCCUUGGCAUGGACUUUUGUUGCCAUCUACUGGAACGGUGCGAUCAUGGUCCACGACCCCGACAACCUCGUUGCCCGCAUCUUCGGCAACAUCUUCAUUUGGUCCAUCCUUGUCUACGGUGGCUUCUUCAUCACCAUCUACAAGGAUUACACCAUGGGUUUCUCUCUCAGCGUUUUGUCCGCCGCCAUCGGUGUUGCUCAGUUCUACGACAAGGUUAUUGCCUUCCAGUGGAUCUUUGCCUUCACCAUCAUGGCCGUCCUCUUCGUCUCGACCCUCGUCAUUGCCUACCCAGCUUGGUCUGGCAAGGAGUACUCCUGGCCCCGCCGCUCCGCUCCGGCCGACCAGGAGCGUGCCCCUCUUUUGGCCGACGACCAGGUUACCAUGAGCCCGAGGGCAUUUCCCUUUCCCUUCAAUAUUGGGAAUGACAUUUGCCAAAUCUCCCGCAUUGCCCGAAUUUUGGCAACCCCCCGCGGGCCAAGAUUCAUCGAGCGUAUAUUCACCAAAGAUGAAUUGCACCUGAUUCCAAGCGGAUCAGAGAACAACACCCCGUCAAAUCCCCUUAGAUUCCGAGAAAACGGCAUCGAAGACUUGAGGGCGCAAAAACAGUUGUGGAAGAAGGCCUCAUUCGUGGCUGGAAGAUUCGCCGCGAAAGAGGCUACGAUCAAGGCACACAUUCAGAGACGCCUGACCUUCCACGACAUUACCAUCUUGAGAAAGACGCUGGUCGAGGGGCAGGCGAACGCGAACGGGAGCGGGCCGCCUGUGGCUGUGAUCAAGGGUGCGAAGGAGGGCGAGCGGGCGCAGGAGGCCAAGAUCACGAUUAGCCAUGAUGGGGAUUAUGCCACUGCUGUUUGUAUAGCUUAUGAGCCACCUGUCGAAAAGAUAGGGCACGAAUGA
Colletotrichum gloeosporioides is the source of this 1404-nucleotide messenger RNA. RefSeq lists its product as uncharacterized. Lineage: Eukaryota; Fungi; Ascomycota; Sordariomycetes; Glomerellales; Glomerellaceae. Gene Ontology annotation, molecular function: holo-[acyl-carrier-protein] synthase activity; magnesium ion binding. The coding region runs from base 1 to 1404 and encodes 467 amino acids. Gene Ontology annotation, biological process: fatty acid biosynthetic process. The record is from RefSeq and is a predicted model, not a curated record. The transcript is spliced from 6 exons.